CCUCCUAUUUAACCCACACUCUUACGUAUUUGCUGGUGCGGUGCAGCACCUUCCUGCCCUCCCCAAAACUGAAAAAAACAAAAAAUUCAAAAAACUAUUUUAUUUUUCAGUUUCUCCGCCGCCAUCCUCCGCCGCUACCUACCUCCGUUCCGAUCUGCGGCGGCACUAUCCCUAGCCUAUUUACACGCGCACGGAAGCAAAAUCAAAAAAAUUAUUUAGAAUUUUUUCCGAGUUUUCUUCGCGAGAAGUGGUUAGGGUUUAGUUUAUCUGAGUUUCAUCUAUCUAUCAUUAUCAUCAAUUUGAGGCGGUGAUGGCGCAGAUUCAGGUGCAGCAUCAGGGUCCCGUGUCGACUCCUCCCAACGGCGUAGCUACUGCUCAGAACGCCAACCAGUUCGUGACCACGUCGUUGUACGUUGGGGAUCUUGACCAGAAUGUCAACGAUUCCCAGCUCUACGAUCUGUUCAACCAGGUUGGCCAAGUCGUUUCGGUUAGGGUUUGCAGGGACUUGACUACUCGUCGUUCACUCGGUUACGGCUAUGUUAAUUACAGUAACCCUCAGGAUGCGGCAAGGGCAUUGGAUGUGCUGAAUUUCACUCCACUGAACAACAAACCUAUUAGGAUCAUGUAUUCUCACCGGGAUCCCAGUAUUCGGAAGAGUGGUACUGCUAAUAUUUUUAUCAAGAAUUUGGAUAAGGCUAUUGAUCACAAAGCCUUACAUGAUACUUUUUCUUCUUUUGGACACAUUCUUUCUUGCAAAAUAGCAACUGACACUUCUGGCCAGUCUAAAGGCUAUGGUUUUGUUCAGUUUGACAACGAAGAGUCUGCACAGAAUGCAAUUGACAAGUUGAAUGGAAUGCUCAUCAAUGAUAAACAGGUUUAUGUAGGUCAUUUCCUACGAAAGCAGGAUAGAGAGAAUGCUCUCAAUAAGACAAAAUUCAAUAAUGUCUAUGUGAAAAACCUAACGGAUUCAAUCACGGAUGAUGAGUUGAAGAACAUUUUUGGAGAGUUUGGGACUAUUACUAGUGCUGUAGUAAUGAGAGAAGCUGAUGGUAAAUCAAAAUGUUUUGGUUUUGUAAAUUUUGAGAACCCAGAUGAUGCUGCUAAAGCUGUUGAGGCUCUUAACGGGAAGAAGUUUGAUGACAAGGAGUGGUAUGUUGGAAAAGCCCAAAAAAAAUCUGAACGAGAACAGGAACUGAAAGGACGAUUUGAGCAGAGCAUAAAGGAAGCUGCUGACAAAUAUCAAGGUGUGAACUUGUAUCUUAAGAACUUGGAUGAUACCAUCAGUGAUGAAAAACUUAAAGAAUUGUUCUCUGAGUUUGGCACUAUAACUUCAUGCAAGGUUAUGCGAGACCCAAAUGGAAUCAGUAGAGGAUCAGGAUUUGUUGCAUUUUCAACAACUGAGGAGGCUUCUCGAGCUCUUGGAGAGAUGAAUGGUAAAAUGAUUGCUGGGAAACCUCUGUAUGUUGCCCUUGCACAGAGGAAAGAAGAGAGAAGAGCAAGGUUGCAGGCACAAUUUUCACAGAUGAGGCCUGUUGCAAUUACACCUUCUGUUGCACCCCGCAUGCCACUCUACCCUCCUGGUGCUCCUGGUUUAGGACAACAAUUUUUGUAUGGCCAAGGACCUCCAGCCAUGAUUCCUCCACAAGCUGGAUUUGGUUACCAGCAACAACUAGUACCUGGAAUGAGGCCUGGUGGUGCUCCAAUGCCAAGCUUCUUUGUUCCUCUUGUUCAACAGGGCCAACAAGGGCAGCGCCCUGGAGGACGCCGUGGAGCAGGCCCUGUGCAACAACCCCAGCAGGCAGUGCCAAUGAUGCAGCAGCAGAUGCUUCCAAGGGGACGCGUCUAUCGUUACCCUCCUGGCCGCAACAUGCAAGAAGUUCCACUUCCAGGAGUAGCUGGAGGAAUGCUGUCAGUCCCUUAUGACAUGGGUGGUCUGCCAAUCCGUGAUGCUGUGGGACAGCCAAUGCCUAUUCAAGCAUUGGCUACAGCCCUUGCAAAUGCUCCUCCUGAACAGCAGAGGACUAUGCUUGGUGAAGCUUUAUACCCGCUUGUGGAUCAGCUGGAACAUGAUGCAGCAGCAAAGGUUACAGGCAUGCUUUUGGAGAUGGAUCAGCCUGAAGUACUGCAUCUGAUUGAGUCACCAGAUGCUCUCAAGUCAAAAGUUGCUGAAGCCAUGGAUGUGUUGAGAAAUGUUGCUCAACAGCAAGCCAAUAGCCCAGCCGAUCAACUAGCCUCACUCUCUCUAAACGACAAUCUUGUGUCUUAGAUUCUUAGUCUUUUGACAGGAAUCUGCACUUUAGUUAUGCUUUACUUCCAGUUUAUUUGCAUUUCUCUUAGGUAUUUGAUGUUUUAGUCAGUACUAAAGCUUUGUUAUGCUUGCUUUUUUAUGCUUUCACAUUUUGUUUAUUUAUUUUCGUUUCUGGCUUGCUGUAGGAUUAUAGCAUAGCUUGUUUGAUUUGUUAUUUUAUGGAUUUAUUUAAAUUGUUUGCUUUUAUUUAGAUUAUUCGUCCUAAUUAAACUUAAGUUUUGAAUGUAUGGGUGUACUAGGUCGAAGCUAGUAAAUUUUAUUAACUUUGCGAUGUACAUUAAAUUUUCAAAUGAUCUUAUAUU
Abrus precatorius (Indian licorice) is the source of this 2610-nucleotide messenger RNA. RefSeq names its product polyadenylate-binding protein 2-like. The transcript is spliced from 9 exons. The record is from RefSeq and is a predicted model, not a curated record. Gene Ontology annotation, cellular component: ribonucleoprotein complex. Lineage: Eukaryota; Viridiplantae; Streptophyta; Magnoliopsida; Fabales; Fabaceae. The coding region runs from base 311 to 2266 and encodes 651 amino acids. Gene Ontology annotation, molecular function: RNA binding.